ACCUCAAUGCUUUGUGCAGCGUUUUAUUUUUUUAAUUGCCCAUCUGUCAUUUUAAAGAGUCGGUGCUAAGAAUGCUUUAAAACGUGCAAAUUAGCAGCUGCCCCUUGAAGAUGAUUUUUUUUUUUUUUUGGUCGGGAAGUCAGAGCGUUUUCACACUUGAGCAAAAAGCAAGCGAAGAUCAGACAAGCGAUGGCUUCCUGUUCUUGGUGGCGUAGCUGAAAUGAAACUUCCUGCCACCAAGAGCCAAGGUGAAGGCAGGCCUUCAGUUCGCUGUGUGACAUCACUCCCAUUUGCUUCACUUGAAACCAGAAGCAAGGUUUAGGGUUUGGGGAACAAGACCAGGAAGCUGCGCCUUCUGAUAAGACCGAUAAAACGAAUGUAGUUUGAAAUAAGGCAACGUUUAGGGGGUUUCGUAUUAGAAAUAUCGGUUAGGUUUGGCGUCCGAUUUGCUCUUCGUCCUCUCUUGGACUUGAGUCGACUUAAACCGUGGGUGACCACACACACCCUUACUCCCCGGACAUGGCGGGUCUCCGUGGUCUGAAGAUCUUGCUGGCCGGGGUCCUGAUGGUUGGUUUGGCUCGCUGCCAAGAAGAGUCAGGCAGCCAAAAUGGUUCAAGCACCACCUUACCUCCACACACUGGCUCAGGUUCUGUGCAACCUGUUGCCUCCUCACCUCCACUCAGCGGCCCAGUUCCUCAGACGACUGUCGCCGCCUCACCUCCACCCACCACAGCAGCUCCAUCAACCCCAGCCUCAGGCUCUCUCACCACUAUCAAACCUUCACUCACCUCUCCGUCCACAACCUCAAAAUCUCCGUCUCAGUCAAGCUCCUCAGCCAAUGUGACGGUCAAUACCUCACCUGCAAGCACCUCAAAUGAUUCUUCCACACUCGCUUCAAGCAACCACUCAUCUCCUCAGACAAUCACCCAACCUCCAAGCACUCAAGCAAACACAUCACCGGCUGCCACCACAGCAACUAAAACCAGCACAGAUCCAAAGUGUUCUUACAGUGUUGAAGCGAUCCAGUUUGGUUUCCGGAUUCAGAUGACAGAUUUUACUGCUGGUAACUACACCAUAGAUGUUGAUGAGAAGGAAGGUCCGGCUGAAAGGAAAGACACAGUUUAUUUCUCCAACAAAAACUCAACUCAUCAAAUCAAACCUCUGAAGCCGUGCACUGAAUAUGAGCUAAAUGUUACACUUAUUUGGAUCAACGAUACAGAGAUACCCUGUAACAAAACUGACAAUAAAACUACAACAACGACUGGAAUGAAGCAUCAAGACAUUACAAAAAAUGCCUCCUGCCCUUCUGGAUAUUUCUGUUACCAAAGUGGUUGGGACAUCAGCUCUUUAAAAUCAAAGCACAACAAGGUUUCAGCUGCAGAAUUUAUCAAUGGAUCAUAUCGCUUCAAACCUGCUUAUGACGACAUUUGUUCAGAUUUUUUUUUGAAAUUCCACCAACCAAACUGCACAAAAAUCUCCUUUACCCUCAGUGAACAUGUUCCUGUUGAUUUCAUUGAUCCAAAUGACAUAAAGCAAACUGGACCCACUAAACUUCCUGCACAUAUUAAUGCAACGUUUCCUCAAAGCUGUAAAGAUCUCAGCGUUGAGUACAAAUGUUCAGGAGAGGACAACACCUCCGUUGAACCAUUUGACAUGAAGCCGUUCACAGACUACAGCUGUACUGGUCUCAUCAAGAACAACAAUGUCUCCAUCAACAAGACAACUCCACCGGUCCACUUCAACAUUGACUGUGAUUUUAAAAUAAUAAACCUGAAGAACAGUUCAACCACCGAUACUUCCUUUAAGCUGAACUGGGAAACAACAAGUGAAAAAUGUCAAGGUGUUCUCCGUAAACUGGAGAAACUCUCUUAUAGCUGCAGCUGUCAGGGUGUCAAGACAAGUAACAGCAAGAAAGUCAAGGAGAGCAAUCAACCUGUUGGACGGACGUGUAACAUCACAGGACUUAAAGCAUACACAGAUUACACAUGUAAAGUCCGUCCCAUCUAUGCUGGUCAAGGUCCUUUCAAAGAGCACAAAACUGACAUCCUGACUAAGCCUGGAAUACCAGACAAAGUUACGGAGCUCAAGGAGGCAGAACCUUCAGAGAACAACGCGAUCAAAGUGAUAUGUGGACCCAAAAAUAUACAAUUUAAAGGACCACAGAAAAUAUACAUUGCAAAACUUCUUAAUGUUCCUAACAGCAAACAAGAAAACAGUGAAUGUAAUUUUGAAUUUAAAGAUCUGAGCUACUUAACAAGCUACACAGUGAAGAUUGUAACUUUCAACGGACACUACAAGAAUGAGGCUGCGCCAGUAACAGUUACAACUCGUUAUAAUGACAAAGCUCUAAUUGGAUUUCUGGUCUUUCUCAUCAUCGUCACCACUAUUGCUCUUUGUCUGGUCCUCUAUAAGAUCUACGUUCUGAAACGCAGAAAGUCACAUGAUAUGACUGAAAACGUGCAUCUGAUUGACAGAGGGAAUGAUGAAGAAAGUCUAAUGCCCGUUGAGCCAAUUGCAGCAGAACUGCUGUUGGAAACCUACAAAAGGAAACUUGCUGAUGAAGGGAGGCUCUUCCUGGGCGAGUUUCAGAGCAUCCCCAGAAUUUUCUCCAGAUACACAGUGAAAGAAGCCAAGAAGGCCUGCAACACCACUAAGAACCGCUACGUGGACAUCCUGCCAUAUGAUUAUAACCGCGUCCAACUGGCCACAGGAAACGGAGAAGCAGGGUGUGACUACAUCAACGCCAGCUUCAUUGAUGGGUACAAGGAGCCAAAGAAAUACAUCGCAGCUCAAGGACCAAAAGAGGAAACUGUGAGUGAUUUCUGGAGGAUGAUCUGGGAGCAGCAGUCAUCCAUCAUUGUCAUGGUUACUCGCUGCGAGGAAGGGAACAGGACCAAGUGUGCCCAGUACUGGCCUUCUCCUGAACGAGAGACUGAGCUCUAUGAGGAGUUCAUUGUGAAGCUGACCUCCGAAGACCACUGCCCAGAUUACACCAUUCGCCAUCUGAGCCUGACUAAUAAAAGAGAGAAGAACUCGGAGAGGGAAGUGACUCACAUCCAGUUCAUGAGCUGGCCCGACCACGGCGUCCCAGGAGAGCCACACCUCCUCCUGAAACUGAGACGCCGCGUCAAUGCCUUCAAGAAUUUCUUCAGCGGCCCAAUCGUUGUUCACUGCAGCGCUGGAGUCGGUAGAACCGGCACCUACAUCGGCAUCGACGCCAUGAUGGAGGGCCUGGAAGCAGAGGGCAGAGUGGACAUUUACGGAUAUGUUGUCAAGCUCCGAAGACAAAGAUGCCUCAUGGUUCAAGUGGAGGCCCAGUACAUCCUGAUCCACCAGGCUCUGCUGGAGCACAACCAGUUCGGAGAGACGGAGAUCCCCCUGUCAGAGCUGCACAGCACGCUGAGCACGCUCAAGCAGAAAAACUCCGACAGCGAACCCACCCUAAUGGAGGAAGAGUUUGAUCGUCUGCCCUCCUUCAGAAACUGGAGGACAUUUAACACGGGGGUCACAGAAGAGAACAAGAAGAAGAACCGCUUUUCAUCUGUUAUCCCAUAUGACUAUAAUCGAGUGUUACUGAGGACAGAGGAAGAGCACAGUCAGGACAGCGAUCCUGAAGAAGACGAGCAGGAAGAAUCAUCAGAUGAAGAAGAUGAAGACUCCACUACAUACAUCAAUGCCUCCCACAUUAAUGGUUACUGGGGACCACGCUCUCUGAUCACAGCCCAGGAUCCCAUGCCAGACACCUUCGCUGACUUCUGGCUGAUGGUUUUCCAGAAGAAAAUCUCUACUAUAAUCAUGCUUUCAGAGCACAAAGAGGAUGGUGAACCCACUUACUGGAGUAAAGAAAAGGAGACGUUUGGAGAUUUUGAGGUAGAAGUUUCAAAUACAGAAAUUUUGCCCACUUUCAUCAUCCGCACCAUGAAGGUCUGCCAUGCCAAGCGAAAAGAGAGUCGGCAAGUGAAACAUUUCCAGUUCCUGAAAUGGGAGGGCACAGAUCUGCCAGAGAAACCUCAGGAACUCAUAGAUAUGACUAAGGAAAUAAGAAGUAGCUGUGUUGGCAGCAAAUCCCAGAGGAUGCCCAUAGUCGUCCACUGCAAUGACGGAUCGACCCGUUCGGGAAUUUUCUGUGCGCUGUGGAACAUCCUGGACAGCGCAGAGACUGAGAAGCUGGUGGAUGUUUUCCAAGUGGUCAAAACUCUACGCAAGGACAGGAAGGGGAUGAUCUCCAGCCUGGAGCAGUACGAGUUCCUUUACAAGGCUCUAGAGGGCGCCUUCCCAGUCCAGAACGGAGAAGUGAAACCAGUGAAGGCUGCAGCCGCCGACAGCGUUCAGAUUGUCAACGAAACCAAAGAAGCGGCAGGAGCAGAGAAGCAGCCAGCCGAGGAGAAGGCUGAGGAGCCAGCCAGCACUACCAGCAGCGACCAACAGGCGGAGGCAGAGAGCACUCCUCUGGUGGCUGACAGUGAAAAGGAGAAGAAGGAAGAGGAGCCUGCAGCGGGCUCCACCAGCGCCCCCACGGAGUCCACGCCGCUGGAGGACACCAGCAACGGUCCCACAGUCACUGUGGAGGUCUGAGACACAAUACCUGAGCCUUUCAAUGCUUUAGUUUAAUGCUUUUAUAAGAAUUACAUUAUGAAUGUAUAAACGUUGUAAAGAUUUAACUCAUUAUGAGUCUGAGUGGAAAUUAGAAUUAAUUAGAUUAAAUAUUGCUGUUUACUGUAAGUUAUAAACAUUUUGAGUAAAAAGGUUAGUUUUUUUUUUCCUGCAGGCAAAGUUACUAGAACUGCUGUUGUCAAACUAAGGUCCAUAAAUAUGCAGUGUUGUAAAAGUUAACAAAACGGUGGCGCAUAAAUACAGUUUGGUUGGUUACUCUAAGUUUGUCUAGGGUUAAUUUAGUUUAUGUUUUGGUUUUUUGCUAAUUGCCGUUCACACACACAGCAGUCUACAUUUACAUAUUGUACAUGUGAUAUAUCGCAAUAGUUUAGCUGUUAAGUUCAAAAUUCAUUAUGUACUACUGUAUUUCCUUCCUGAAAUAAAAUAAGAAAUGUUUUAUUUAUGCAAACCUGCUUAUUGUUAAAGUAUUAAUGAAUUCCAAAAAGAGAUUUCACAUUUAACUUCUCAAAGGGACUAAUUAUUUCCAACUUUUGUGCUAUACCGGAAAAAAUUUUGUUUUAUAUUCUCCCUGCCUGCAGAAAUAAACAAUAUUUUAUUAAAAUAU
Molecule: messenger RNA, 5218 nt
Organism: Fundulus heteroclitus (mummichog)
Lineage: Eukaryota; Metazoa; Chordata; Actinopteri; Cyprinodontiformes; Fundulidae
Gene: ptprc
Product: protein tyrosine phosphatase receptor type C
Exons: 33
Coding region: 520-4575 (1351 amino acids)
Biological process (GO): positive regulation of peptidyl-tyrosine phosphorylation; protein dephosphorylation; negative regulation of protein kinase activity
Molecular function (GO): protein tyrosine phosphatase activity; protein binding
Source: RefSeq, a predicted model, not a curated record